CUCGUCCUCGCAACGACUACGCGUCCUCACGAGCGCUUCCUGGCGGAUGCGAUGUGUGCCUGGCUCGGAAUUUCAGUCUGUCAGGAGGUGCGCGAACAGAGGCUUGCAGCGGAAACGGAUUUCGAUCUCAAAAAAUCGGGAGAUGGGCGUGUUCCAAGAAGCAGUACAGAGAAUCGCACGUUGCAGAAGUUUGUCUUCCGAUUUUCGCGCACUUCCUAUGUUCAUCUUGCCGGUCGUGAUACUCUAACUCUAUCCGAGAAGAAGGUAGCAACAGCAACGAGUAACACUGAAGAUAUGAAAUCAACUUCUUUUUCGACGAAGCACCAUCACAGCUCCUCGGAGACAAAGUAUAAUUGCGUCGCCUUUUCUUCUUUGUUAAGUUUCGCGGCAGAUCCCGUCUACGUCGUGGAGUCACUGGAAGCAGACUCAGGCUGCGAUAUCUUCGUGAUUGCUGCUCUUCGACGGGACGAUAAGGUGGAGGACUUCGCGGAGCCGAGUUUGUUGCCAGAGGUAAGGAGCCCCGCAAGCGCAACAGGAGCGGGAGCUUCCAGGCAGAGCAAGCCACGACUGCAGCAGCACUACCGUGCGUGGACGAUUCCUGAGCUGGAUGCCUUCCUGAGUGAUUUUCAGGAUAGAUUACUCUUAGUCGGAUUGCAAACAGGCAUCUACCCGGAUGGGCAACUAGCAGUGCUUGUUCGGAAACAUUUGUUUACAGAAGGAAACGGAAAGGCGACACCAUCAGCAUCAGAGCGACCGGCGUUGGGUAACGGAAAGGUAUCACCAUUGGUAUCAGAGCGACCAGCGUUACAACCGGCUUCUUCGCCUUUCUCUCCUUGGCUUCUGCCCAUUCCUAAAUUGUUGGAGAAGCUGCCAUCCACCCUAACGCUCUACGAAUACGACAUGUCUAUAGGACGGGUGAGCGGAUCGCCGCUUUUUUCGGCGGAUAACUUGACGACGAUAGAUGCAGACCGUCUCUGGCCCUCUACAGCUCAACUCGUUGCAUUUGGUCAUCGCUCGCGACCUCGAGGGCCGCAUCCGUCUGCAGCGGAACAGCUAAAACUAUUUUCGCAUCGUCAUCAAGAUCAAGCGAUGAACCUAGACCUACAAACAAUAGCUAUUCCCCAGCACGGCUACUACACGAUCACCACGACAAAGCCAAUCCCACUCGUUCAUCCUCUACUUCGACCCGGAUGGCUCAGUCGAAGGCCGUUUGAUCGCUUUUUUCUACACGAGGACGCGCAAUUACAGCCAGCAAGCAGACUGAAACGCUUUUUCAAUGACCGGAAUUCGACUGACGAGCAUCAGAAAGAAGUGUAUGCUUUUGCAGCACUCUUAGUGUUAAGACUACAAUAAAUCCACUUUCGGAGGCAUCUUGCUCCCGUUUUUAAAGGGAAAAGAGGGCCCAAGAUACUGCUGCGGAUGUAUUUCCCUUGGUUCUAAUGGUGGAAAAGCUGGGCUUGAAGGAGGUCUUUGAUGUUGGUUGCGGCUCGGGAUGGAAACUCGUUCAUAUGUUGACAAAGGAAUGGUUUGCCACGGGAACAAGAACUGCGAAUCGUCUUGAUGCAACAUCCACAUCUACUUUACGACGAGUUUCGUCAACAGAGGAGCAGGACGAGGCAGAGACGUCUUCCACUAGUUCUACUGGUAGUACACAUAGUUGUACUAGUACUAGCACAUCUUGUUCACCUGGACCUGCUACAACUUCUACAACAAGUAGCACAACGCACGACACAUCGCGCGACACAUCGCACAACACAUCGCACGACACAUCGUCAUCGAUUUGGAAAGAGUUGCGCAAAACGGGUUUUGACGUGUUUCCUACGCUGGCUUUUCUUCGUCAAAGCUACAAAAUGAAAAAUUUGCGCUGGCUGACCGGAUCUGAGGAUUACAUCUUUGCGAAUGCGACUUCGAACUCGUCUCCCUGUCUCGUCCUCGCCUCCGACGUCAUCGAGCACGUGGAGGACCCUGGCAGUUUCCUCGAUUUUCUGACAGGCGAAAAAUUUGAAGUCUGCAACUACCUGCUGCUCUCAACCCCGCGGCGGGAGUGGGCGUCACCGGUAAUUCCGAAAAACGCGCAUCACAUAAGGGAAUGGGACUCAGUAGAUAUGGAUCGAUGUAGUUUUUGCCAUUUCUUUGUAGAUCAUCUUCGAGGCUCAGGCUCUGGCGCACCCUUAGGCUUAGGGUCUAUACGGGAAUGAUAUAGAUAUCUUCCACUCGAUGUUUCACACCGAAGGCGGAAAGAAGGGCAGCCUAGACUCAGACAGUCUACUGACUCAGAUGGAAAAACUACAUCCAUACUAGAGUUUCCGACCUGGUUAGCCGUCUUCCUGAGCAGGAAGGGGUGGGCGGUGGUGGAUUCCUUCGUGGGAUUGCAAAGGGCUGCGACUCAGGUGGUGUUUCUGGAAAGACGACAGAGACAUCUUCCAGCUACCUCGAUUGGCUGAUGAAGGGCACCGGAGGAGUUAGGUUCCUCGCCUGGCUGAAGAAGGAUAGCACCUUGCUUGGCUGAAGUAGAGGAAAGUUAGUAGGUUCCGCUGAACAAGUAAAAGAAAGAGCUGCUAGUUAGACUUGAAUGUAGUUGCAUACUAUGCAUUCCGAAACUCUCUCAGUUGUGGAUCAAUCUACGUCUUUGUGAGAUUGUUUACCUAGGUUUCAGAGUCAUCAUAGUUUUUAGUCACAAAAGAUUCACGCUAGUAGCGUCGGAACAAGAAAUCCACUCUGCAGCAUAUAAAUUUCCCUGUCUACAACUUAGUCUUAGAUGUCAUCCUCUGGCGGUGAUAUUUUUCAACCUUUUCCUCAUGGAUUUGGAUGCAAGAGGAAGAGCUUGAAAGAGUAUAAUUGGUAUUCUAUUAUUUUUCGAAAAAGAUUAAGAUACUCUCAAACGUUCAGGCGAC
Amoebophrya sp. A25 is the source of this 2894-nucleotide messenger RNA. Lineage: Eukaryota; Dinophyceae; Syndiniales; Amoebophryaceae. The record is from the annotation of a GenBank genome assembly.